CACAAGAUAUAUCAAGAUCGCAGCAAACGAGCUGCAGAGGAACCAUGCUGCGCCCCGGCGCCACCCGGUUGACCAUGCUAAUCGUAUGCCUUUUGCUGCUGCUGCGGUGCGAGGGCUGUGCGCAGGACGAGAGGAUUGCGCUCUUGUACAUCCGCAACGAGCUCGAGAACGAGGGUUACUCACCGUCCGACUGGAAUAGCACAGAUUGCUGCCGGUGGAAGGGGGUGACCUGCGACUCCUCCCUCACAGGCCGUAUCGUCACGGGCCUCGACUUGAGUGAUUUUGUGUAUUCUAACUCGGUGCCGGGGCUACUGAACACUAGUAUGUUCCUUCCCUUUCAAGAGCUGCGGAGUCUGUCCCUGAGGGACCUCUAUAUAGAAGGAUGCAAACCUGGUGCAGGCUUUGAGGUAUGGUCGAAAUUACAGAAAUUAGAAGUUCUUGAUCUAUCCAAGAAUAGGCUAAAUGACAAUAGCAUCCCAAUGUUAGUUACAAUUUUAUCCCUACGGUCCCUAUUGCUCGGUGAAAAUUACUUCAGCUCCAAUCUUACAAUAAAACAGUUGAGCACAAUGAAGCUGGAUACUCUUGAUCUAAGCAACAAUGAAAUCAGUGGCACCGUACCUACAGAUAUUUGCAAUAUGGGAGAUAUUCAAGAGUUACAUCUCAGUCACAAUUCCCUAUCUGGAGAACUUCCGUUAUGCAUCCAAAAGCUAACUUCUCUCAGAAUUCUCAAUCUGUCAAAUAAUAUAUUAACAUUAAAGUUCCCAUCUCUUAGCUUUGCAAAGUUCACAUCACUCGUUGAGCUUUCACUCUCCGAUAACAGUCUUGAAGGAGUUCUCUUUCUGAAUUCCUUCUCAAAUAAUAGCCAACUGACACACCUGAACAUUGGAAGCAGCGAUAAACAUUUUCAGGUGCAAACUGAGAAUCCAGCAACGCAUCUAUCAGCUCAGCUCCAGGUUCUAGGGCUGCAUGAUUGCAACCUUAAUGCCAAUUCUGCCGUUGUACCAAGUUUCUUGUUGCAUCAACAUGCACUAGAACUGGUUGAUUUUUCUAAUAACAACCUAAGUGGUUACUUCCCUUCAUGGUUAAUACAGAAUAAUGUCAACCUGUCACACCUAGUUCUUAAUGGUAACUCCUUUACAGGAUCUUUUCUUCCGUCCAAGGUGCACUAUAAUUUGCGAUGGUUGGAAGCAUCUGGCAACAGUCUAAGCAACUUACCUAUGGGCAUCAACACCACAUUACCAAAUCUGAUAUACCUAGCCUUAUCAGGGAAUUCUUUUAAGGGCACCUUUCCUUCUGCCUUUAGCUACAUGGGUCUACAAUUUUUAGACUUGUCUUCCAACAAUUUCUUAGAUAAUAUCGGGGCUGCUUUUCUUGGAACUAUGUCAAACAUCAUUGCUUUGAAACUCUCCGGAAACCAUUUCUAUGGUCCAUUCCCUCAAGAAAUACUAUUACCUUCCAUUUUACAUGUAUUGCUAAGUGACAAUGAAAUCACCGGGGAAAUUUCCCAGAAGAUAUGUGGUAGUAAGAAGCUUAUGACGUUUGAUGCUAGCAAUAACAAGUUGGCAGGCCCUCUCCCUACUUGCAUAGAUGCACUCUCAGAACUUGCCAUCUUGAAUUUAAGAGGGAACUCACUGGUUGGAUCAAUUCCUUUGGAAUUAUGCAGGCUUCAAAAACUUGUGUUUCUCGAUGUGUCAAAAAACAACCUUUCUGGUCCAGUUCAUUGCUUACCGGAUAUUGACCAUCUCCAUAUGAGUGAUAAUCGAUUAAAUGGGACCUUUCCUAUUCCCUUGUCAUCGAGAGCUGUAAACACACAUACAUAUACAGUGGAUCUAAGGGGAAAUCAAUUCAGUGGUAUCCUUCCAAACUUGAUAGACACGUCCUUUCCAAAUUUAAAAGUACUGUUAGUGCAAGGAAAUAUGUUCGAAGGAAUUGUUCCAGACACUAUUUGCAAUUUGAGGUAUUUGCGGCUGCUAGAUCUAUCUCAUAAUAAACUAUCCGGGCAACUACCUUUAUGCUUGUACAAUAUGGGAUUAGAUGAUGGUCUCUUCGAUUUCCACUCCGAUUUUGGAACAUUUCCUGCAUUGUUCAAUGUUGUGGGGCUACCAGACCAAGAGGAAUUCAUGACCAAGAGCAGGGAGGACAAUUAUAAGGGAAACAUCCUCAACUACAUGACUGGACUUGAUUUCUCUUCGAACCAGUUAAAAGGAUCGAUUCCUGAAAGUAUAGGUGAAAUGAACUGGUUACGGGCACUGAAUUUCUCGGAUAAUUGCUUGGAUGGAUCAAUACCAAAGUCCUUAUCGAGUUUAAGUAACCUUGAGAGCUUGGAUCUAUCAUACAACAACUUGACAGGUCAAAUACCACCAGAGCUAGUGUCAUUACAUUCCCUUGCAAUUUUCUCGGUGGCAUACAACAACCUGUCUGGUACUACACCGGGAACAAAGGGGCAGUUCAUCACAUUUGAACAGAACAGCUACGAAGGCAAUCCCUAUCUCUGUGGCCCGCCAUUGCUGAAGAAUUGCUAUACGGCGUCAUUGAGUCCUCGGACUACAGGACAUGAAGAUGAUGAUAGAGUUGGCGAUAUCAUACAGUUUGGUUGUUCAGCGUUGUUCUACUUGGUUGGUUUUUGGACCUCCUUGGCCGUGCUUUACUUCAAGAGAAGCUGGCGAUGGUCUUGGUUUCUAGCUGUGGACAGGUUCAGUGAUUUUGUAAUGGUUAAGUUGGCUAUGUUCACAAGCAAAUUCUGUGGAAGCAAGCAACCGAUUCGUGUGUCUGUCGGACAACAAUGACUGAACAAUUCCCGAUGUAGCCAAUUGUAUGGGGUACUAUUAGAAAAAAAAAAUACAUAAGAGGUGUAUUGGUAUUGUUGACAAAAUACAGGUAGUUCUACAUGGAUGCGAACUUGUAGUACUCUGUGUCUUCUGGUUUUUUUUUUUUUUUUUUUUUUUUUUUUUUUUUUUU
This is a messenger RNA of Brachypodium distachyon (stiff brome), 2958 nucleotides long. RefSeq names its product receptor-like protein 15. Bases 45 to 2786 code for a protein of 913 amino acids. Gene Ontology annotation, molecular function: protein binding. The record is from RefSeq and is a predicted model, not a curated record. The transcript is spliced from 4 exons. NCBI's taxonomy places the organism in Eukaryota, Viridiplantae, Streptophyta, Magnoliopsida, Poales, Poaceae.